AUGUUUCAUUACAUACUCAUUACUCCUAUUCUUUGUUUCGUCAUUCGUUGGCUAUUAUUCAAAACUGGAUUAAUAUAUAUCACCAAGAAACUCCAGAGAAAAGUACAAGAUUGUUUUUAUGUUUAUCAAUACCUUAAAGUCCCCGAAUUGAACGAAAACAUGCAACGAAAUGAGUUAUAUCGUAAAGUUUCUCUCUAUUUACAUUCUCUUCCUUCUCUCGAAGAUUCUGAUUUCACAAAACUCAUUACCGGUCAUAACCAAAACGACAUCGUUUUAUCUAUAGACUCUAAUCAAAUCAUUGAAGACCGUUUUCUCGGCGCUAAUCUCUUUUGGCUCAACCAAAAAACCGAACCGGGUCAAACCGGUGUGUUCGUUCUCAAAAUCAGAAAAACCGAUAAGCGGAGAAUCCUCAGAAGCUAUCUCCGCCAUAUUCACGACGUCGCCGACGAGAUAGCGAAACGUGAUCUACGCUUGUUCGCUAAUGUCACUGACGGUGAAACGAGAUGGAAAUCUGUUCCGUUUAAUCAUCCGGCAACGUUUGACACCAUGGCGAUGGAAAAUGAUCUCAAGAACAAAAUCAAAUCGGAUCUCGAAUCGUUUCUCAAAUCGAAGCCGUACUACAGACGACUCGGCCGCGCGUGGAAACGGAGCUUCUUGUUGUACGGUCCUUCCGGGACCGGUAAAUCGAGCUUCGUCGCUGCAAUGGCGAAUUUUCUUUGUUAUGAUGUUUACGACGUUGAUCUCUCACAGGUUCGUGGUGAUUCGGAUUUGAAGUUUCUCUUACUCGAAACAACGCCGAAAUCGAUCAUCCUCGUGGAGGAUCUCGACAGGUAUCUAACGGAAAAAUUGACGGUUACAGUGGCCGGGAUUCAGAAUUUCAUGGACGGACUCUUAAGUUCGUGUUCCGGCGAAGAGAGAAUUUUGGUUUUCACCAUGAGCAGUAAGGAAAAUAUUGACCCGAUUUUUCUCAGACCGGGUCGGGUCGACGUUCAUAUCCAUUUCUCAUGGUGUGAUUUCUCAUCAUUCAAAACCCUAGCGUGUAAUUACCUCGGAGUGAAGGACCACAAGCUGUUUCCGCAGGUGGAGGAAAUAUUCCGGCACGGUGCGAGUUUAAGCGCGGCGGUGAUCAGCGAGUUGAUGAUCGCGAAUCGAAAUUCACCGAGUCGGGCUAUUAAAUCGGUUAUCGGGGCGUUACAAAUGGACGGUGAUGGGAGACUUAGUGGGGAUACGAUCGUACGGCAGAUAGAGGGUAGUGACGUGGAGGAAUCUCAGAAACAAGGUUCUCUUUGUGGAAGGGAUGGAUUCUCUACGGUUAGAGAUUUGCGGAAAAUUUACAGUUUGUUUAGAUUAAGGACUGGGAAAAGAAAUCGAACGGCUAAUUUAGCGCCCAAUGAUGAAGAAUGA
Lathyrus sativus (Indian pea) is the source of this 1404-nucleotide messenger RNA. Lineage: Eukaryota; Viridiplantae; Streptophyta; Magnoliopsida; Fabales; Fabaceae. The record is from the annotation of a GenBank genome assembly.